ACUUAAGAAAAAAACAAAAAAGAGAAGGAAAUACAAAGGCGAAAACAGACCUGCUUCUGCUCUUCUUUGUUCAAACUUCGAUUGAAUGUUGUCUUUCUCUUUCCUAGCUCUAAGCCUCCGUAGCCUGCAACAGUUUGUUCAGAGGACGAAGUUGCCCUCCCUUUUGCUUCAAUACUCCCAAUUCACCCAAUUUUCUUUCUCCUUAUAGAUUCUAUCAUCAGUCAAAGAUCCUUUCUACUGAUCAAAAUUUUCUCUCUCCACACUGAACUUUCUCGUGCUUUCCUUCUUUCCUUCACUCUCUCCCAUGGCAGGAGUAGCUGCUGGAGGCUGCAACUAGCAGAGAAGAAAAAGAAAAGAGGAAAAAUAUCCAAUGGAUUUGACGGAAGGAGUUGGUGAGAGCUCGUCGCCGCCGAGGAGCUUUGGGAGCUACAGCAGCUACGAUGUGAGAAAUGAUGUGUUUAAUCGCUUUAUGGAGAGUGGACAAGAGGAAGCUGUUUCUAAUCCUGAGUUGUUUCGCGAGUUACUCGAUGCUCACUUCAAUCGAUUGCCUCCUAGUUAUGGACUUGAUAUCAACAUGGAUAGAGUAGAUGAUGUUCUGAUACACCAAAAACUUCUUGCAUUGGCAAAGGAUCCAGAGAAACGACCAGCAUAUCAUAUUCGUUUCUUGGAGGAUCUUUGCACUAGGGCAGAUGAUGGUGAUGACCAACAAUUUAUGGAUAUUAUUUCUGCUGAAAGGCCAGAUAUUGAUGCAGAUAAUGGAGGAGUUGCGUCAUCGAAUAAGAGAAUCAAGGAUUGUGCAAUUGACUUUGAACCCUGCUCCAAGCUCGAGGAUUUAAAUUUGGAUGUCAGAAAGACUUCCAAGGGAAGGGAAGAAACAUAUGAUCGAGAGGAUGUUUCCAGAAGGCAAAAAUUUAUGCAUGUUCCACUUCAUGAAGUAAUAUUUUCUACUGUCGACAAGCCAAAGCUUCUUAGUCAGCUUUCUGCUUUGCUUUCAGAUAUAGGACUUAACAUACGUGAAGCGCAUGUGUUCUCGACAUCUGAUGGCUACUCUUUGGAUGUGUUUGUGGUGGAUGGAUGGCCGGUUCAGGAUACAGAUGGUUUGUAUAAGGCUAUGGAAAAAGCAAUUGCUAGAAGUGAGGGGUCAUGGUCUGGUUCAUCACUUCCUUGUUCAGCCGUGGAUAAAUAUUCAGCGGUGCAGGCAAAAUCUGGAGACUGGGAAAUUGAUAGACGAUUAUUGAAGAUAGGAGAAAGAAUUGCAUCUGGGUCUUGUGGAGAUCUGUACCGUGGAGUUUACCUUGGUCAAGAUGUUGCUAUCAAAAUUCUUAGAUCUGAGCAUUUAAAUAAUACUCAAGAAGAGGAGUUUGCUCAAGAAGUUGCAAUACUAAGGCAAGUCCAACAUAGAAAUGUUGUUCGCUUUAUUGGCGCAUGUACAAAGUCUCCGCAGUUGAGCAUAGUAACAGAGUAUAUGCAUGGUGGAAGUCUCUAUGAUUACUUGCAUAAGAACCAUAAUGUAUUGAAGCUCCCUCAGUUAUUGAAGUUUGCAAUAGAUGUUUGCAGAGGAAUGGAAUAUUUGCAUCAAAACAAUAUAAUUCACAGGGAUUUGAAGACAGCGAAUUUGUUAAUGGACACACAAAAAGUUGUUAAGGUAGCAGAUUUUGGAGUCGCUCGGUUCCAGAAUCAAGAGGGUGUAAUGACGGCAGAGACUGGAACAUACAGAUGGAUGGCACCUGAGGUUAUAAACCAUCAACCAUAUGAUCAAAAAGCCGAUAUAUUCAGCUUUGCUAUUGUACUAUGGGAGCUGGUAACAGCCAAGGUGCCAUAUGAUACCAUGACUCCAUUGCAAGCUGCGCUGGGAGUAAGACAGGGGCUGCGUCCAGAACUUCCUCAAAAUGCACAUCCAAAGCUAUUAGACUUAAUGCAGAGAUGUUGGGAAACAAUUCCUGCCAAUCGGCCAUCAUUCUCGGAAGUAUUAGUCGAACUUGAAAUAUUUAUUCAAGAAGUUCAGGUAAAGUUCUUCCAAUGCAUGCAAAUAUUUCACUCCAAAAUUUUAAAUGUGCUUUGCUUCCCUUAAAUCUAACCAGGCAUGCAAAUAUCAGGAAGCUAAGGAUGCAGUGAAUGGCAGCUGAAGCUAUUGCUGUUUGCAAUUUGCAAUAUUCUAACAGUUACAUUUUGUUGUUUCUUUUUGCUGUGGUUCCUACAACUGAGGGAGAAAGUAUUUUACAGAUACCGUCUAUUACAACACUCAUGAAACAAAAACUGCCAUGAUUUGUAUUUUUAAGGCACCAGCGGUUAGUGUUUCUUAUAGAGGAAUUCAGUUUUAUUACACGGGUGGAAAGCUUUUUAGUAGUUAGACACGUAGGGUUAGUAUUAUCUAUCUCUUGUUUAUCACUACAUUUCAGCACCGUUAUGGAAUUUCAAUUUGUAUAAGCAAAACUACUCUUUUCUUUUUUCUUUUUCUUUUUGUAUAAAUUAAAGUUUGAAUUCUUUAAUUACUUGAUUGAAAUAGCAACUACAAUUGCCGCU
Molecule: messenger RNA, 2523 nt
Organism: Jatropha curcas
Lineage: Eukaryota; Viridiplantae; Streptophyta; Magnoliopsida; Malpighiales; Euphorbiaceae
Product: serine/threonine-protein kinase STY46
Biological process (GO): protein phosphorylation
Molecular function (GO): ATP binding; protein serine/threonine kinase activity
Source: RefSeq, a predicted model, not a curated record